UGCCUGCAGUAGCUCUGUCUUUACCAUCAUCGCGAACAACUUCAGGCAGCACGGACGGAGCAGACGCCAGCCUGGAUGGAGGACCACCCGGUUACUUGAUUUCUUCAAUACUGGUUACACGCGGCAUGAUCGGCUUUUGGGGAUGUAGUUGUUUGUUUUUUGCGGAAAAGGGGACUCACGCGGAGAGUGCUCUUCCAGCGAUGUAAUUAGGAUAUGUUGCAUGCACAGUCAGCGUGAUUUGCUAUGGUGAUACUACAAGCUAAGUCCAAGCUAGCCGAGGGAUUGUUUUGGGAGAUAACGAUUUAAAAAUCUCAUACACAUGAAUUAGGCACCUUUUUGGAGAAUUUUCAUCAAGCUGGAACACAAAGGGGGAUGUCUAACCAAGGAGUUAGGAGAAAUGGCCCAGUGAAGCUGCGGUUGACAGUCCUGUGUGCAAAGAAUCUGGCAAAGAAAGACUUCUUUCGGUUGCCAGACCCCUUUGCAAAAGUGGUGGUAGACGGUUCAGGACAAUGCCACUCUACAGAUACUGUGAGAAACACGCUGGACCCAAAGUGGAAUCAACAUUAUGAUCUAUACAUUGGAAAGGCAGACUCCAUUACUAUCAGUGUAUGGAACCACAAGAAGAUUCACAAAAAACAGGGCGCAGGUUUCCUCGGCUGUGUCCGCCUCCUGUCUAACGCCAUCAACCGACUCAAAGACACAGGCUAUCAGAGACUGGACCUGAAUAAGCUGGGCCCUAAUGACAAUGAUACUGUGAGAGGACAGAUAGUAGUAAGUCUUCAGUCCAGAGAUCGCAUCGGGACCGGAGGACCUGUGGUGGACUGCAGUCGCCUGUUUGACAAUGACUUACCUGAUGGUUGGGAAGAGAGGAGGACGGCCUCUGGAAGGAUACAGUACCUGAACCACAUCACACGCACCACACAAUGGGAGAGACCCACCAGACCAGCGUCAGAGUACUCCAGCCCUUCAGGACGUCCGCUGAGCUGCGUGGUGGACGAGAACACACCAGUGAUGACACCUGUUAAUGGGGCCGAAGCCAGCGGUCCUCCGGGCGAGCAGCGCAUCCAGGAGAGAAGGGUUCGAUCGCAGCGGCAUCGCAACUACAUGAGUCGAACACACCUGCACACUCCUCCUGACCUGCCUGAGGGAUAUGAGCAAAGAACAACUCAGCAGGGCCAGGUCUACUUCCUCCACACACAGACUGGAGUCAGCACUUGGCAUGAUCCCCGGGUGCCCAGGGACUUAAGCAAUGUAAACUGUGAGGAGCUGGGCCCACUGCCACCAGGCUGGGAGAUCAGAAACACUGCCACUGGCCGGGUGUACUUUGUCGACCACAACAAUCGAACAACACAGUUUACUGACCCCCGACUGUCUGCUAACCUACAUCGAGUGCUCAACAGCCCAAGUCCAAAUGGUUCCCGUGUGGCCAUGGACAGCCAAAACACUAACCUCAGUCAUCCAGUUCCGAUAAAGGACCAGAGUGGUCCUGGGGUCCCACAGCAAGCUCUGUCUCCAGCCCAGUUACCUGAGGAGGCUGAGUGCCUGACGGUGCCAAAAUACAAGAGAGACCUGGUACAGAAGCUGAAGAUUCUGAGACAGGAGCUUUCUCAGCAGCAACCCCAGGCUGGCCAUUGUCGCAUCGAGGUCUGCCGUGAAGAGAUCUUUGAGGAGUCAUACCGGCAGGUGAUGAAGAUGCGUCCAAAAGAUCUUUGGAAGAGACUGAUGAUCAAAUUCAGAGGAGAAGAAGGACUGGACUAUGGUGGGGUAGCAAGGGAGUGGUUGUAUCUGCUGUCCCAUGAAAUGCUGAACCCCUACUACGGCCUGUUCCAGUACUCCAGAGAUGACAUCUACACUCUGCAGAUCAACCCAGACUCUGCUGUCAACCCAGAGCACCUGUCAUACUUUCACUUUGUGGGUCGCAUCAUGGGCAUGGCAGUGUUUCACGGCCACUACAUUGACGGAGGCUUCACUCUGCCCUUCUACAAACAGCUGCUGGGAAAGCCGAUCACGCUAGAUGACAUGGAAUCUGUCGAUCCUGACCUGCACAACAGCCUCGUCUGGAUUCUGGACAAUGAUAUCACUGGUGUCCUGGACCAUACUUUUUGUGUAGAGCAUAACGCCUACGGAGAAAUCAUCCCCCAUGAACUCAAGCCCAAUGGGAAAAGUAUCUCCGUAACAGAAGACACCAAGAAGGAGUAUGUCAGGUUGUAUGUGAACUGGCGUUUCCUCCAUGGCAUCGAGGCUCAGUUUCUGGCUCUGCAGAAAGGCUUUAAUGAAGUUAUUCCACAGCACCUGCUAAAAGCCUUCGAUGAGAAGGAGCUGGAGCUGAUAGUGUGUGGCCUGGGGAAGAUUGAUAUAUCUGACUGGAAGUCCAACACCCGCCUGAAGCACUGCACCCCCGACAGCAACAUUGUGAAGUGGUUUUGGAAAGCUGUGGAGUCAUUUGACGAGGAGAGGAGGGCCCGGCUGCUGCAGUUUGUCACCGGCUCCUCUAGAGUUCCACUGCAAGGUUUCAAGGCUUUACAAGGAGCUGCUGGACCCAGACUCUUCACCAUUCAUCAGAUCGAUGCCAACACCAAUAAUCUGCCCAAAGCCCAUACCUGCUUCAACCGGAUUGACAUUCCACCCUACGAGAGCUACGACAAACUAUAUGACAAGCUACUGACGGCGAUUGAGGAGACGUGUGGCUUCGCAGUGGAAUGAGAGCCAAAGUGGAGCGUGUUUGUGUGUGAACAUGUGGAACUGUGCAGGACUUUGAUGACUAUUAUUGUUGCUGCGACCUGGCGUCAGGCUCACUCAGAGCCCAGAACGUGUGUCCAGCCUACACAAGUCUUCCUCUUCUGUCACCACUGUCCACAUUCUUCCCUUUUGGAUAUCUGUUUGAACAGCUGCUAUAGAAUGAUCCCAUUGUUCUUUUUUAUUAUUCAAUUUGGUUUAGUUCUUCAAAUUAAGAGCUGCUAGCACGCUGGCUUUUUUAUGUCAGAAAAGAAUCUAAUUAGAAAACAUUGUGGUGUCGUGCACGAAACAUGUUCAGUACCUUUAAUGUCCACAUUCUUUAAAAACAAAUCUUCCAGGCAUUUGACAACCACAAGUCAUCAUUUUGUUUUGCAAUUUUUACUAAGUGAUCUAUGUUGUCCUACUGAAUUUUUAACACUGCACGUAGCCAUAUCUUUCCAUUUGAAGCCAUUUUGACCUCAACCAGUAGACCUUCCAGUGGCUGCAGAGUUGGUGUGCUUCAUCUUGUAGGAGCUCUAUGAAUUCAUCCUACCUCAGUGUAAUGCUUUGAUAUUUGAAGAGUUUCAUUCCAAAAUGCUCCGGGUCAUCCUUUGGGAGGGUUACUAGAUGAUUUCAGAUCUGUAGCUUUUACAGCAGAGCUUCAAAAUAGUUUCAUUUUCACACCAGCAGUCGUCAUCAUUUUGUAACUGUGCAGCCCUUAUUUGAAUAGCGAGCAUGUCAUUUUGAAGUGGAACUCAUGGAUGCUGAUGCAAGUGUAGGCCUGUUUGUUUCGCAGCAUUUUAAGGGACAGACUCUGGUGAAGAAGAAGUAACGAAUAGCGUCGAUCCCUUUCCUCCUUGUGUCUGUAGUUGUGUGUGCAAGGAAAGUAGACACAUUGUAGUUGUCCCCGGCCUCCUCCCACAGUGUGUCACUGCAGAGUUGAUGGUUCCUCACUGUUGAAACAUUUUCCUUUCCCACUGUUCACACAUCUGUCUCCGGCAGUAUGCAUGUUUCUUUAUAUGUCGAGCCAAGCUUCAGCCAGCACACUUGAUGUCAGAUCAUUUGUGAAAAGGGCACCACCCUCCACAAGACGAGGCUUGAUAAAUAGCUAUUCAUCUGUUUAAAAAGGCAAAAAAUAUUUCCUUCUCUCUGUCUCUCUCUUGUCACUUUAGAGCACUUUACAAACUGAGCAGUGACGGCAGAAGUGCUUUCUUCAUGUUAGAUAGAUUUAAAUAAAUCAUGUUUCAUUUGCUAUACAUACAUUAGAACUAUUCAAAGUUAAAAUAUCUAUACACCUGUAAUUUUUGAGUAUAUAUGUACAAAUACAUAGCUAUUUUGUAUAUUGUUGCUUAUUUUUUUUGUUUUUGUUUUUUGUUUAAAUGCAAGCAUGUUGGUUUCUGUCACAGACCUCUUUGCAUUCUCAGGUGAAGUCAUUUGUUUUUGCUAUUUUGUUUCUAUUAUUUUACAUUAGGCUAGGACAAGAGGAGAGGUAGAAUCGUUUUUAAUCAGAAACCAUACACAGUCUUUGUUUUUGUAAAAAAAAAACAAAAAAAAGCAUUUGGCAAUUUAACGUGACAUUUUCUUUUGGUUUAUCACUUUCACUCGUAAACAACACACAUACAUACAUAGGAGAACAUGAAUGGCCACAUUUGCUGCUCUGGAGGCCUGUGAGCAUCUACUAGCACAGAUGACAUAUGCACAUUAUUUCAUAUGCACAGGGACUGUCUGUUUGUUACACGGAUUUUAAAAGCAAGCAGGUGGACUCAGUGCUGUCAGAGGCUUGAGAUCAGAGGUUGACCGCUGAACUCCUGGGUGCUACACGGUGAAAAUGUGCCACCAAAGUGAAAAGUCACUGAAAAACAGAGAGGUGACAGUGAGGAGCAUCUCCGUGAUCAGAGCCUUUAUCUAAAAUUAAAAUAAAAUAAAAAAUCCACUGCAUGAAUGGACGCUUGAGAGAUGAAGCCUAUUUAUUUGCUUAAUUGUUACUCUUAAAUCUUUUUGACUAGGUAAAAUCUGAUAAAUAUUCAUUUUUAUAUGUAUUCUACCUGCUUUUUUUUGUGCAAAAUUGAACAGUUUUGUUAGCGGCUCCUAUCAUAAACCUUUUUAUUAUUAUUUUUUGUGUGGUCAUCAUGAGACAAAACAGAAUGCAUUGAAACUGUAACCUUUGAACAGUUAGAACUGAUUUGAUUUUACCGUUAAUAACUUUACUCAGAGGUGGGAAAGUUUGAGAAUUGUUUUUUUUUUUUUUUUUUUUUUUUUUUUGCACACAUUAUGCAUACUUGGGCUCCAAGUUAUAAUCCAACACUUCCUUCUAUUUACCAAAUAGUUAUUGGACUGUUUUUUUUUUUUGUUUGUUUGUUUUUUUCAAUUAAAUGUAGAUAACAUAUAAAAUUCAUAUAUACACACACACACAUAUGUUGGUCCAGAGCACACAGUCCACUUCUCUCUGUCUUGUUGGUUCAGUGCAAGAGUCGUCGUUAAGGCUGAGUGCUUCCAGAAGAGGGCAAAACACACUUCUCCAGGUUGAGCAGAUGAAUUGAUUAGUCUCACCUAUUUAGCAUCGUUAACCUUCUCAAGAAACAACUGUGAGAUUUCUGUCUACGCUGAUUAAUCUGACAAGCAACUCUAAGUUUAUUCAGCUUCUUAACCUUCAGCAAACUCCGAAUGCUUUAAUCACACAUUAAUAUGUUUAUGUGCAAAUUCUUGUGUGUAUGUGUGUGUGUUAAUGACUUUUGAUUGGAUUCGGAACAACUAAAACAAUGUGGGUUUUUUUGUUUUGUUUUUUAAACUGCACCACGUUUCCUUUUGAUUUCGAUCUGUUUUUGUAUUUAUUAUUACAGUAUACGUGUUCAUAGUUUUUCACAUCAGCUGCUCUGUGAGUUUGUAACUGACACCUGUACAUAAGGACAAUAAAGAAUCAAAGUAAUAAACUUGUUGUACCCUUGCAGAAAGCUGAGCAAUAAAACUAUGCUGUUUGGUCCCAACAGCAUUAUGUUUUAUAGAA
Mugil cephalus (flathead mullet) is the source of this 5719-nucleotide messenger RNA. RefSeq names its product E3 ubiquitin-protein ligase SMURF2-like. The record is from RefSeq and is a predicted model, not a curated record. NCBI's taxonomy places the organism in Eukaryota, Metazoa, Chordata, Actinopteri, Mugiliformes, Mugilidae. The transcript is spliced from 20 exons. The coding region runs from base 373 to 2703 and encodes 776 amino acids. Gene Ontology annotation, biological process: ubiquitin-dependent protein catabolic process; negative regulation of BMP signaling pathway. Gene Ontology annotation, molecular function: ubiquitin protein ligase activity; protein binding.